Molecule: messenger RNA, 1370 nt
Organism: Stereum hirsutum FP-91666 SS1
Lineage: Eukaryota; Fungi; Basidiomycota; Agaricomycetes; Russulales; Stereaceae
Exons: 6
Coding region: 1-1149 (382 amino acids)
Cellular component (GO): nuclear pore outer ring
Molecular function (GO): protein binding
Source: RefSeq, a predicted model, not a curated record
AUGGAUCUCCGUGUCAGUGAAAACAGCCCCAUCCACGUCGUCAAAGCCUGCUAUGCGGACGACGCGCCCGACCUCGUUGCCAUCGGUGGCGACAACUUUGUCAAUGUCAUCCAGAUUAGCGAAACGGCCGCAACAACUAUCGCGUCCUUCCAUGUCGGUACACGGAUAACUGCACUUGCAUGGUCAUCGAGAACCAUCUCUCCGUCGUCUUCAGACGACUGGCUGCUUGAACUAACUGCUGCCUCUGCCGACUUUGGUCUCCACCUCCUCACGAAAUCCCAUAACGAGAAUGAAGACAUAUUCCCAUUCGGAGGUGGCCUAUCAGGCCACCACGGUUGUAUAAAUGACAUGACGUUUUGUGGAGGAAGAACGGAAGAUAGUGCUCGUUAUGUCGCCACAGUGUCCGAUGACAAGAUGCUCAUGGUCUGGGACCUCCAUCCAAACCUUGACAUCCCAUCCGUUAUGGGAUCUCCUAGCCCUACCCGAAACCUCAGUCCUCCGGGAAGCUCGAGUAAACGCGCCCAACCCACCGCCUACCCAGUCCCUUUCCCCCGUGCUCUGACCUCUGUCAACUCCCACCCAUCCACCGCAAAAGAGCUUCUAGUAUCAGACAGUCACGGAUCUAUCUUUCUCAUCGACUGGCGGAGCGAACCUCCCGAUUCAUCCUCCACCGAGUCUUGGCGUCACCAGUCUGUCGUCGAGCUUGUUGAGCCAAGAGCUCUAGCGGAUGCGACCGUAGGGACGUCCGCGCACUGGUCUGGCUCCGUCUCGUGGAGACGCGACUCUCCUGACAUUGUAGGAGCAGCAUACGGAUCCCGAUUCACCAUCUGGGAUCUUUCCAAGCUCUCAGGAGGCAAACCUACCGCCACAGGCUUCUCUUUCCCCGAAGGUUCCCAUCGCUUUCGAUGGUGUCAAACCUACCCAGAAUACUUCGCCAUCUCCACCCGGUCACCCUCCAAAGGCGCUCUCCUGAACAUCUACAACUCUUCCUACGCAGGCGCACACAGCACCGCCCAGCCCACCGUCUUCACCUUUGGCCCUCGUCCUCUCCGCGUGCAAGACUUUGACUUUCUCGCGAUGCGGGGGAUCCCCCGGAUAGCUGCCGCCGUCGGCAGAGAGUUGAUCGUCUUCCUCAUCGGCGUCGAAUGAUGAUGAUCCACAUCCCACCAAUCGCGACGUCUCGAGUGUGGAUUGAUGUGAUGCAGUCGUCUGAGUUUCGGGGAAUUAUCUUAAGAGAAGGAAGGGUGGGCUGAUUUACACGGUGGUACUAUAUACAGUACGGUCUGUAUGGCUGUUGCAGACACAGUGCUUGCUUGCUGGCGAUCAGCGGCUAUAUUCUUGGUAUCAGCUAUCAAUGUUCUAAACCUUGC